Messenger RNA from Jatropha curcas, 3361 nucleotides. RefSeq names its product plasma membrane ATPase 1. Gene Ontology annotation, molecular function: ATP binding; P-type proton-exporting transporter activity; ATP hydrolysis activity. Gene Ontology annotation, biological process: proton export across plasma membrane. Lineage: Eukaryota; Viridiplantae; Streptophyta; Magnoliopsida; Malpighiales; Euphorbiaceae. The record is from RefSeq and is a predicted model, not a curated record. Gene Ontology annotation, cellular component: membrane.
CAUUAUAGCUUUUGUUACCAAUAUAGCUCCUGCUAUAUGAGAAAGAAGUCCAUUCUCUGAAUUUCUUAAGGUUACAAAUAUAGUUGUUAUAUAUGUUUGCACAUGUUCACAUGUAUUAUCAAUGGUGAAUUUAUUUUCUAGUUGCGAACAAGUGAAACAUUAGAGUCAUAGGAAUUCCAUACACCGAACAAGAAGAAGAUCCAAUGAUUCUGUUAGACUUCGUAUAACCUGCAUAGCUCAUUUUUGUCGAUUUCCUACCUAGAGAUUAGGGUGGGUGCUGAAGCAGGAAAACUGAAAUGGACAAGACUGCAAUUGCCCUUGAAGCUAUUAGCAAGGAAACUGUUGAUCUGGAGACAAUUCCUGUUGAAGAAGUCUUUGAGAAGUUGAAAUGUACAAGAAAGGGUCUUGCUACUGAUGAGGUUCAACAGCGAUUAGAAGUAUUUGGGCAAAACAAGCUCGAAGAGAAAAAGGAAAGCAAAAUACUCAAGUUUUUGGGGUUUAUGUGGAAUCCACUGUCAUGGGUUAUGGAAGGUGCAGCAAUUAUGGCCAUCGCUCUUGCACAUGGAGGACGAGAAGGGAUAGAUUUCCAUGAUUUUGUUGGUAUUGUGACACUGCUUAUCGUCAACUCAACCAUCAGCUUUAUAGAAGAAAAUAAUGCUGGAAAUGCAGCUGCAGCUCUUAUGGCUCGGCUGGCACCAAAAGCAAAGGUUUUACGUAAUGGCAGCUGGGGAGAGGAAGAUGCUGCUGUAUUGGUCCCGGGAGACAUCAUUAGUAUUAAAUUAGGUGACAUUAUUCCUGCUGAUGCUCGAUUACUUGAAGGAGAUCCUUUGAAGAUUGAUCAGUCUGCUCUUACAGGAGAGUCACUUCCAGUCACUAAGAAUCCUGGCGAUGGGGUUUACUCUGGUUCAACAUGCAAGCAAGGUGAAAUUGAAGCAGUUGUAAUUGCUACAGGAGUACAUACCUUUUUUGGAAAGGCAGCUCAUCUUGUUGAAAACACUAAUCAUAUAGGGCAUUUUCAGAAGGUCUUAACUGCUAUUGGAAACUUCUGCAUUUGCUCUAUUGCCAUUGGAAUGUUGAUUGAAAUUGUGGUAAUUUAUGGGAGCCAAAAGAGGUCUUAUCGCGUCGGCAUAGACAACCUUCUAGUUUUACUCAUUGGUGGUAUCCCCAUUGCUAUGCCAACAGUACUUUCUGUUACCAUGGCUAUAGGUUCUCAUCGCUUGUCUCAGCAGGGUGCCAUAACAAAGAGAAUGACAGCUAUUGAGGAAAUGGCUGGGAUGGAUGUGCUUUGCAGCGAUAAAACAGGCACUUUAACUCUUAACAAACUUACGGUUGACAAAUCUAUGAUAGAGGUUUUUGCAAAGGGUGUUGACAAAGACAUGGUUGUAUUGAUGGCUGCAAGAGCUUCAAGGCUGGAAAAUCAAGAUGCUAUUGAUACAGCUAUUGUUUCAAUGCUGGCUGAUCCUAAAGAGGCCCGAGCCGGAAUCACUGAACUUCACUUUCUUCCGUUCAAUCCAACUGAUAAGAGGACAGCACUUACUUACCUGGACAGUGCAGGCAAGAUGCAUAGAAUGAGCAAAGGAGCUCCAGAGCAGAUUCUCAAUCUGGCAUGGAAUAAAUCAGAUAUUGAAAAGAAGGUACAUGCAAUAAUUGAUAAAUUUGCUGAGCGUGGACUUCGAUCCCUUGGAGUUGCUAGACAGGAGGUACCUGAUGGUAAUAAAGACAGCCCUGGUGGACCUUGGGAAUUUGUUGGUCUUCUUCCUCUUUUUGAUCCACCUCGCCAUGACAGUGCUGAAACUAUCAGAAGAGCUCUAGAUCUUGGUGUUGGUGUCAAAAUGAUCACAGGUGAUCAACUUGCAAUUGCAAAGGAGACAGGAAGACGACUUGGAAUGGGCACUAACAUGUAUCCUUCAUCCUCUUUGCUUGGAGAAAACAAGGAUGGAGAAAUUGGAGCCUUACCAGUCGACGAGCUAAUCGAAAAUGCUGAUGGUUUUGCUGGUGUUUUCCCAGAGCACAAAUACGAGAUUGUGAAGCGACUUCAAGCUAAGAAACAUAUAGUUGGAAUGACUGGUGAUGGAGUUAAUGAUGCACCAGCAUUAAAAAUCGCAGACAUAGGAAUUGCAGUAGCAGACUCAACAGAUGCUGCUCGCAGUGCUUCUGAUAUAGUCCUGACAGAACCUGGGUUGAGUGUGAUCAUUAGUGCUGUUUUAACUAGCCGUGCAAUCUUUCAAAGAAUGAAAAACUAUACUAUAUAUGCAGUUUCCAUCACCAUACGUAUUGUUAUGGGAUUUAUGUUGCUCACUUGUUUCUGGAGGUUCAAUUUCCCUCCCUUUAUGGUUCUCAUUAUUGCCAUUCUAAAUGAUGGUACUAUCAUGACAAUAUCUAAAGACAGAGUUAAGCCAUCCCCAACACCAGACAGCUGGAAGCUAAGUGAAAUUUUUGCAACUGGGAUUGUGAUAGGUGGAUACUUAGCAAUAAUGACUGUUGUGUUCUUCUGGGGAGCUUAUGAAACCGAUUUCUUUACGAAACAUUUCCAUGUGCAUAGCCUCCAGAAGAAAAAUUACAAUAUUUCAGAUGAACAAGUCUCAAAGGAACUGAAUGAACAGCUAGCAUCAGCUAUUUACCUUCAAGUCAGCACUAUAAGUCAGGCUCUAAUAUUCGUUACCCGUUCAAGAAGUUGGUCAUUCACGGAAAGGCCUGGUCUUCUUCUUGUUAUUGCUUUCUUUAUUGCUCAAUUGGUUGCAACUGUAAUAACUGCAGAAGCAACAUGGGGUUUUGCUGGAAUUCGUAAGAUUGGCUGGAAAUGGACUGGUGUUGUAUGGCUAUACAACAUUGCAACUUACAUGCUACUUGAUCCUAUUAAGUUUGCUGUCAGAUAUGCAUUGAGCGGUAGAGCUUGGGGCCUAGUUUAUAACCAAAGAACAGCAAUGACCACACAAAAGGACUUUGGUAAAGAAGCUAGAGAAGCAGCCUGGGCAGCCGAGCAGCGAACACUUCAUGGUCUGCAAUCUACAGAAGCGAAGGGGAUUACUGAAAAACAUACUUUUGGAGACAUUAGUGUAAUGGCUGAAGAAGCAAGAAGACGAGCAGAACUUGCAAGAUUAAGAGAGCUUCAUACUCUGAAAGGCAAAGUGGAAUCCUUUGCAAGGCUGAAGGGUUUAGAUAUUGAUGUGAACCCUCAUUACACAGUCUGAUUAGUUAUGAUUUGAUUGCAGAAUUUAUGAACCAAAUGGUGCUUAAUUAAUUCUGUUGCAACUUAAUUUCCCUCUUUUCUUUAUUCUAUGGUUAUAUGCUCAGUGCUCAAGUGCUUCACUGUCAAUAAGAACUCUUGAUUUUGCCCAUUUCGUAAUUUCUUCAAUAAUAG